AUAAAUAUAUGGGAUUCAUCAUUUAAUUAUUAAAAUUUAAUUAUGAUAAUCAGUUUAAAUUGUCCUGGAUAUCACAAGAUUUUAAUGAUGUUAGAUAUUCAAUUUUAAAAAUUUUAUAAUAUAAAUUAAAAUAGAGAGAUAGUACUGAUUUAAUCACUUAGAAACUAUUAGUAAAAUUAACCCAACUGCUUCCGUUGACUAAACUAUAGGCGGCAGGCACGGCUUCACCAAAAUCAACAUUUUGUAUGAAAAAGAAAAGAAAAAGAGAGUUAGAGGAAAAACGAUGAUUAACACGGAAAAUGGGUACAAAUAGCAAAUAAUGUGAAAGUUCACGGAGGGCACCACUGCAAAAUCCAUUAUUUCAAUUUUCAGGAGAGAUUCCCUGGUGGGUCAGUCACGGGCUCAUCGAGCAGCAGCCACUCAGAUCUCGCUCUCCAUCAUUUCUCACGCGAAGAAGGAAAAAGAAAUGGCAUUCCUGCUCAAUAAUUCCACAAUUUCUUCGCAUUUUCGAGCUCAUUCUCAAAAGAAUCAGGACGCGCUUUCUCUUUCUCGCCGUGGAUUCCACGUCGAACCUGGGCCUCGCGAGAAAGCUCUCUUGGCAGCAGACCCAGCUCUUAAGCGAUUCAAGUCACAUAAGAAGAGUGUGCAGAGACUCAAAAGAGUUGGAGAUGUUCUCACAAUUGUGGUUGUAGCAGGCUGUUGCUAUGAAAUUUAUGUCAAAGCAGUAAUGCGGGAGGAGGCUCGAAAAAAAGCGGGGGAAAGUGCAUGAAUAUUCAAUCCGGUGUUCCAUUUUAUUGCUGAUGACAACAUUAGACCCUCAAUAAAUUUUAUCUCCGUGUUAAAUAAGCAGAACAGCCAGUUUUGUUUUAAUCAAAUGCUUGCUCGCAUAAGUUGCUGCUUUCAUGUUUUCUAAUAGAAUUUAAUCUUGACUAAAAUUUAUGUUUGAUAAAUAUUAUGACAUAAUGUAUGCAUAUAUACAGAAGAUUACAGCAGGUA
Hevea brasiliensis (rubber tree) is the source of this 996-nucleotide messenger RNA. RefSeq names its product succinate dehydrogenase subunit 7B, mitochondrial. The record is from RefSeq and is a predicted model, not a curated record. The transcript has 4 exons. NCBI's taxonomy places the organism in Eukaryota, Viridiplantae, Streptophyta, Magnoliopsida, Malpighiales, Euphorbiaceae. The coding region runs from base 467 to 769 and encodes 100 amino acids.